Messenger RNA from Tarenaya hassleriana, 2089 nucleotides. Its product is annotated as F-box/LRR-repeat protein 4. The record is from RefSeq and is a predicted model, not a curated record. Lineage: Eukaryota; Viridiplantae; Streptophyta; Magnoliopsida; Brassicales; Cleomaceae. Gene Ontology annotation, biological process: SCF-dependent proteasomal ubiquitin-dependent protein catabolic process. Gene Ontology annotation, cellular component: SCF ubiquitin ligase complex. The coding region runs from base 77 to 1930 and encodes 617 amino acids. Gene Ontology annotation, molecular function: protein binding. The transcript has 8 exons.
UUCAUACGAAAUAUUUCUAUUUCGAAAGAGAAUUUCUCUCCGGAAAGAAUUUCUCUCUCUCUCAGUGGAUUCAGAGAUGCGAGGCCAUGAUUGGAUCAACAGUACUCUACCGGACGAGCUGAUCCUUGAGAUUUUCCGGCGGUUCGAUUCGAAGCCGACACGCGACGCGUGCUCGCUCGUCUGCAGGCGGUGGCUCUCUCUCGAGCGACUCAGCCGCACCACUCUCCGAAUCGGCGCCUCUUCUUCUCCCGACGUCUUCAUUUCUCUCCUCGCUCGUCGCUUCCUCCAUAUCACCUCCGUCCACAUCGACGAGCGUCUCCCCGUCUUCCUCCCUUCGCCUUCUCCCCCGUCCAGAAACUGGAUGUGCAUGCAGAGAAGAAGACGCGAGAGAGAAAGCUCAUCAGUUUCAUCGCGUAAGCCUCGUGGUUCAGCUGACAAGAGACGCUCAGAGGAGGAACGUCUUGAGCCUAGCAGCUUGUCCGAUGCUGGUUUAACUGCUCUUGCCUCUGGAUUUCCGCAACUCGAAAGCCUAAGCUUGAUAUGGUGCUCUAAUAUUUCAAGUCAGGGUUUGAUUUCACUUGCCGAGAAGUGUAUUUCUCUUAAGUCUUUGGAUUUACAGGGUUGUUACAUUGGAGAUCAAGGCUUGGCAGCUGUUGGAAAGAUUUGUAAGCAGCUUGAGGAACUAAACCUGCGUUUCUGUGAAGGCCUGACCGAUGCUGGAUUGAUUGAUGUUGCUGCUGGAUGUGGUAGAUCAUUGAAGUCUCUUGGUGUUGCAGCCUCGGCAAAAAUAACAGAUUUGUCCAUGGAAGCAGUUGGAAAUCACUGUAAAUUUCUCGAAACAUUGUCGUUGGAUUCUGAAUACAUCCAUGACAGAGGGUUGCUGGCAGUGGCUCAAGGGUGCACCCUCUUGAAAACUUUGAAGCUUCAAUGUGUUAAUGUGACGGAUGCGGCACUUAUAGCUGUGGGCACCUUGUGUUCUUCACUGGAGGUGUUGGCUUUGUACAGUUUUCAGCAAUUUACUGACAAGGGCAUGCGUGCUGUGGGUAAAGGGUGUAAGAGUUUAAAAGAUCUCACACUGAGUGACUGCUACUUUGUAAGCUGCAAAGGCUUGGAAGCUGUUGCCCAUGGUUGCAAGGAACUUACUCGUCUAGAAAUCAAUGGAUGCCACAAUAUUGGAACUCUUGGACUGGAGGCAAUUGGAAGAUCUUGCCCACACCUUUCUGAGUUGGCCUUACUAUACUGCCAAAGAAUCAGCAAUUCUGCUCUCCAUGAAAUUGGACGUGGCUGCAAAUCCCUACAAGUGCUUCACUUAGUAGAUUGCUCAAGUAUUGGAGAUGAUGCGAUUUGCAGGAUUGCUGAAGGCUGUCCAAACCUCAAGAAACUCCAUAUCCGGAGAUGUUAUGAGGUCGGUGACAAAGGAAUUGUAGCAGUAGGUCAGCAUUGCAAAUCACUAGCAGAGCUUAGUCUUCAGUUUUGCGAUAGGGUUGGAGAUGAGGCACUGAUUGCUGUUGGUGAGGGCUGUUCAUUACAACGACUGAAUGUCAGUGGCUGCCAUCAGAUUGGCGAUGCCGGAAUAAUAGCUAUAGCAAGAGGUUGCCCUAAACUCACUCACCUCGAUGUCAGUGUGCUUCAGAACAUGGGGGACAUGGCAAUGGAAGAGGUAGGAGAAGGGUGUCCAAAUCUCAAAGAAAUAGUUCUAUCUCACUGCCAUAAAAUAACAGACACCGGCCUGAACCAUCUGGUCGGAAACUGCAAAGCGCUGGAGACAUGUCACAUGGUCUACUGCCCCCGCAUCACUUCCUCGGGUGUCGCCACCGUCGUCUCGGGCUGUCCCAACAUCAGAAAGGUAUUGAUCGAGAAAUGGAAGGUCACCGAUCGGACCACGCGCCGAGCCGGCAACAUCAUCUCUUAUCUUUGCAUCGAUCUCUGAUCUUAGCGUAAGGUGUAGUUUUGAGUCUUUUUUUGUCUUCCCCUUUUUGUCUUGGUUUUGAAGAAAAUGAAAUGGAACUACCAAUAAUAAUGUAAUAAUAUGUUGAUUGGCGGUUUGUUUAAUUAUUGAAAAGGUCAUAAAUAAAGCAAUAAUUUGUUU